AGUAAUAAAACUAAAAGAUUUGCUCAAGGUGGAUGUAUGUGUUUGGAAUUUGGAUUUACUGAAUCCGAUAGACAUCGUUAGUGUCGCUGUUCUGUUAUCAAAAGUCAAAAACUCUCUCCCAUCAGAAUCAGAUUCUUCAACAAUCUCUCCCUCUCUCUCUGCAAAUUAUUGUUGCAAUGGAUCGCACACAAAUUCUUCUUGUUGGUUUACCAAUCUUCCUUUUCUGCACAGACAUUUUCAAUCUUUUCACUACAUCACCACCUCCCAAAUCAACUCAUCAUAAUCACAAUCACCCAAUUCCUCAACCUCAACAACAAUCACAUCUUCAACAACCACUUGAUUUUCCAACACAGAAACAAAAUGGAAUUGGCCCAAUUGGUGGUGUUGGUCCAGUUGGUGUUGGCAAUACUGUUAGCAUUGAUUUCUGCACUUCAUGUUCUUACAAGGGAACUGCGGUAACAGUGAAAAACAUGCUGGAAUCUUUAUUUCCAGGCAUUAAUGUUGUUUUGGGCAACUAUCCUCCCGCACUUCCGAAGCGCGUUCUUAGCAAAAUAAUUCCAGUGGUGCAAACUGGAGCUGUUAUAGCUAUAACUGCAGGUGACCAGAUAUUCCCGAGAUUGGGAGUGACACCACCACAAUUGUACUAUUCCUUGCGUGCCAAUAAGUUUAGAAGUAUUGCUAGCAUAUGGCUUCUUUCAAACUUCGUUCAAUCCUUCUUACAGAGUUCCGGUGCUUUCGAAGUAUAUUUCAAUGGCGAAUUGGUUUUCUCAAAGCUGAAGGAGAACAGAUUCCCUGGCGAAUUUGAGUUGAAGGAACUUAUUGGCAGAAGAAUAGGUACACAUGUGAUUUGAAGCAGAGAAAAUUGAAAGUAGAGAAAUCAAUUAUUAUUUAGUUUGUGCAACUUGUUAUCUAAUCUGUUAGGUAAGAUAUUGAAUACUGAUGAAGCAUUAGUUUUACCAAGCCCUUUUUAAAGUUCUCACUUUUGUAUUUUGAAACUUCUCUUUCUUUGUAAUGAUAACUAGUUAUCAUAUUCAUAGAGUAGUGAUAUAUAUGGCAUUAUUCAUUCAUUGACAAACACGAAGAAAUUAAAUCGGAGCUUCCCGUUUGAGUUUUGUAAGAAGAUAGUUGAAAUGAGAUUGCUUGAGUUGAAGUGGAGUGACA
Trifolium pratense (red clover) is the source of this 1161-nucleotide messenger RNA. Its product is annotated as selT-like protein. Lineage: Eukaryota; Viridiplantae; Streptophyta; Magnoliopsida; Fabales; Fabaceae. The coding region runs from base 177 to 851 and encodes 224 amino acids. Gene Ontology annotation, molecular function: thioredoxin-disulfide reductase (NADPH) activity. The record is from RefSeq and is a predicted model, not a curated record. Gene Ontology annotation, cellular component: endoplasmic reticulum membrane. The transcript is spliced from 4 exons. Gene Ontology annotation, biological process: cell redox homeostasis.